This is a messenger RNA of Prorocentrum cordatum, 1581 nucleotides long. The record is from the annotation of a GenBank genome assembly. Lineage: Eukaryota; Dinophyceae; Prorocentrales; Prorocentraceae.
AUGGCGCCAGCGCCGCUUGCCGCUGCCCUGUUCCUGGGAUCGCUGCUGUCGCUGGCGAACGGGCACGCGUACAUCACGCAGCCCGCGAUGCGCGGAGGCGCGUUCAACCAGCCGCUGAACGGGUACUGCCCGCAGUGCCUCGGCUCCUCCAGCCUGCCCCUGCCCACCUGCGGCCAGCGCAAGUUUCUGGACGUGUCCGGUCCCGUGACAGAGCUGCGCGCCGGGGAGUUGGCCGAGUUCGCGAUCCGCAUGACGGCGCACCACAAGGGGCACUUCGUCUUCAGACUUUGCGACAGGCAUCUCGACGGCACUUCUGGCGGGUUCCAGGCGGAGGAGGCCUGUCUCAACGAGCACGUCCUGAAGCGCGCAAGGCCGGAGGAGGUGCACUCGGACUGCGGCCCGAACGACAGUCGCGGCGACUGCCAGCCAUACGACGAGGCCAACCCCGGCUACUGGUACCUGCCUCCUCCCGGCCAGUCCGAGUACAGGUUCCACUACUGGAUCCCCAGCAACCUCACUUGCCAGAGCUGCACGCUGCAGUGGUGGUGGAUGAGCGCCAACAGCUGCACGCCGCACCGCGACGCCUACGCCUGCUACUUCAGGGAGAUGGCCAGGAGCGGCUGGAACGCCGUCGCGUGGUGGGGAGGCGCCAGCGCCUCUGCCAACUGCCCCGCCGUGCAGGCGCCCCCCAGGGAGUGCGGCGAGCAGUUCAAGAACUGCGCUGACGUACGCGUCGUGGACGGCAGCGGCACCUUCGCGCCCACGCCGCCGCCGGCCCCCACGCCGCCGCCCACGCCUGCGCCCACGCUCGCUCCUGGCGCCGGCUGCGUGCACCAGACCGACUGCUCGCGCAGCGCCUGGUGCAACGACCCCAAGUUCACCACCUGGUGCCCGGGCCACCCGGCCAGCAACUGCCCGUCCCCCCACUGCACGGUGAGCGGCGGCCGCCCUGGCCAGGCGCCGACGGCCGCGCCGACCGCGCGCCCCACCGCGCCGCCGACGCAGGCUCCGUCCACGACUUCGGCGCCCAGGCCGACGCUGCCGUCGCCGGCGACAUCGUCAAUCACUCCCACGACGACCGGCAGCGCGCAGCCGCCGACUCUGCCGUCGUCGACGGCGGGCCCGCCGUCCCCCACGGUGUCGCCGAUGCCCUCGCCGGCGCCAUCUUCGACGCCAGCGCCAUCGCCAUUGCCAUCGCCGGCGCCAUCCCCGGCGCCCCCCGUAAGCAUUGCUUGCACCGAGUGCGCUGCGACGCACCCCGGUGCAGCUUGCGUCUGGCCGACGGGGCAGUGCUACAGGGUGCUGGAGGACAUCUGCGCGCACUUCCAGGGCACCUGGUGCGUGCGCUGCGACGCACCCCGGUGCAGCUUGCGUCUGGCCGACGGGGCAGUGCUACAGGGUGCUGGAGGACAUCUGCGCGCACUUCCAGGGCACCUGGUGCGGUGGCGCGUCCCUGGCGGAGUCCGGGCGGACCAAGACCAAGCGCCACCACGCGUUUCUGGGCGUCGCACUGCUUCAGGCGCCUGCCCUGGAGCUGAGGCAGCACGGGGUGUUGUGAGGGCCACUGUGGGCAAUUUUUGA